Molecule: messenger RNA, 384 nt
Organism: Echinostoma caproni
Lineage: Eukaryota; Metazoa; Platyhelminthes; Trematoda; Plagiorchiida; Echinostomatidae
Source: the annotation of a GenBank genome assembly
AUGAUUUUUUCUCAACUAUCCGUUUCUCCUAACAGUGCCUACUCGACCGGUGUACAGCCAACAUCACCAAUUAAGGAUGAUGUAUUCAUCUCAGACCAGUCCACAUGCACUGUGGUCAGAUCGCCCAGUUUUGGUGAACAUUUUCGAACCCGUGCGAGUUCAUCCAGUCGUCGACGGAAUUUCACCUCGCUAGACACAGAACGAUCCGUGACCACACCGGCCAGCGCAAAAGAUGAACCCCAAUCGCCCCAAAAUCAGCAUGCUCAUCGUCAUCCCUCUCCACUUCCGGUUUACGGCGGUCCGUGGACCAGCAAAUAUGACCCUUUGCCCUCUCCGCUUCUCGAAUUGGAAAAAAUGGAAUUGUUUCCUCUUUCUGGUCAGUAG